Messenger RNA from Fusarium sp. VM40, 3081 nucleotides. NCBI's taxonomy places the organism in Eukaryota, Fungi, Ascomycota, Sordariomycetes, Hypocreales, Nectriaceae. The record is from the annotation of a GenBank genome assembly.
AUGCAAGCUCCGUCAUCCGGUUCCCAACGCGCCUUCGCCCAUCGUCGCUCACCUGGCGCCGAGCCCGGGCCGCCACCCAAUGUUCCUGUUCGCUCCAUCUCACCAGCGCUGCAGGCCCGAACGUCGAGCGCCUCGGCGAGAUCUGUCCAGUCCACAGGCUCUCGUAGGAUGAAUCGUGAAGGCUCUGGUAGCGGUUCCAACAUGCCUCUGUCGCAAAUCGAAAAGAGUGUUACCCACCUCCUCGUCGCAACGAAACAGCUUCUCGAAACAUUGACGCAAUGGUCGCGCGGCCAAGCUACCGACAGCCAGGUGUCAGACGUUUACGUGCGCUUGGGCUACGAAUUUAAUAUGGCGUGCCGCGCCUUCACUGCCAUUCAUGUUGACACGUCCGACUUGGGAAAUGUCCCCGACUUAUUGCGACAUAUUCUCGAGGCGACCUUGAGUCAAGAGGCCAGCGCAGAGAGCUUGGAGAAAUACUUGCCUAGGAUUCGUGAUAUUAUUAUUAAUCUAUUACAUGGCCUUAAGCGCAAGCAACAGAAGCUCCGUCAGAAACAAGCUCGAGAUCGCGAUGGCCAUGCACCCGAUAGGGCAACCAGCGUCAGUACCGUUGGCAGCACCAACAGCGGGCUUACCAACAUGUUGGAAGAGGGUUUAGAGAAUGGUUUCCAAACUGACUCGCAACCGGUUGACCCUCUGCCUCCAUCGAGUGGCAGUACCAACCAAUCUCCACGCCGAUUCAAUGCCCAGCGUGAUUCGUCGCGAGUAUCUGUGUUAUCGGAGCAAUCUUCGCUUUCCAGCAACACGAUGCAGAGCAUGCCAGUUGUACCGCCGUACCCAGAGAACGAUAACACAAUUCCCACUGGGCCGCCUGCACCUCCGCCUCCGCCUCCGGGACCCAUUAGAGGAGAGUUGAAUAUCGAUUCGUUUCCUCCGCCCCCGCCAACUCCACCAGACAAUACUUCAAGCGCCCUCGCAGCUUUACAGAAGGGUGGAGAUCUCGAACGACGAGCUUCGCGCAGAUAUUCUCAAUAUCAAAUAUCUAAGCACCUGGGAGGUGCCAAUGGUGUUCCGAUUCUUCCUCCGCAGAAUUCGCCUGUGCCAAAUCGAGGGAGAAAGGAGGUGCGAGAGUCGCUCCGCGCAGUUCAAGGUCGACAAUCUAUACGUCACAAUCGCAAUAAUUCGAGCCAAUCUCUACAAAAUGCGGCCGCCGAAAACUCCCCCGCUAGAAUACCAGACAGGGUUUCCGAAGAAUCGUCGAGGGCAGAAUUGCCUGCAAAGGCAGAUAGCCCUAUGGUGCAGACUCCUGAUGAGGCAUAUGCGGCCAGUGCAACGCUUAGCGGGCCUCCGACUGACCAUAUGUUCUUCCAAGGAGAUGUCAAUGGGCCGGAAACACCGAAACUUGAGAAACCAAAGGCCGAGUUCGAGGUUGCCCCUGCACCACAGCAAAAGCCUACCGAGACAUCAUACUUCCAAGACUCGCCACCACCGACACCAUCUAAGGAUCUGACCUUGUUCCUCCAGUACAAGUCCAAGGUGAAGAAGUUUGUUUUGUCGGAGGGACGGGCCGAGCUUACUAUUGGGCGCCUACAACUUGCAUUCAUCGAGAAGUUUUCAUGGAAUACUCAACAUAAUGGCGCCGACCUGCCCGAAAUAUAUAUCCAGGAUCCUGUCUCAGGGGUGCGGCACGAACUGGAAGAUCUUGCCGAUGUCAAGGACCGCACUGUCCUUGUUCUUAAUGUCGAGGCGCUUGAUGAAGUCAAAAAGCACAUUGAUGAAGGAAUCGCAUCUUUGACAGAAAUUGUCCGUGAUGUCAAGCAGACGGUUACUGACCAAGGAGCGGCUAUUCAGAGAGUCUCUGACCGACAACAAGAAGCCGCGAACGAAAUGGCACGAUUGGCGUUGGCACCUCCCUCAGCAGCUCCCUCGAGCGAUGGAACAAGGGCGCAGAUCAGCUCGGGGCGCAAACUAGACAGUAGCCAUCUCGGAGAGUUGAAGAACUUGCGACACGAUCUAGCCAUCAUGCGCCAAACUUAUUCCAAUUUCCAGGCCGACAUUCAAGACUCGAUGACUACCAUUCGCAACAAAGCUGCCAAUGUCAAGGUUGCCGCCGUCAGGGCGGCGAUUCCCGACAUUGAGGGCGAUGCUGGCUACUCGUAUGUUACCAGCGGGCGCAAACAGCUCAACAGCGACUCCGACCGAUUGGUCGGUAAGGUGGACGAUCUCCAAGAUCUUAUCGAGGAUCUGCGCAAGGACGUGGUGCACCGUGGCGUUCGACCUUUGCCACGACUGUUGGAUUCCGUUGGUAAAGAUAUCGGAACAUUGACCAAAGAACUGAAGAGAAUGGAAGAGUACAUGGGCCAGGAGAAGCCUAUUUGGACCAAGAUAUGGGAGAAGGAGUUAGAGGAUGUGUGCCAGGGUCGUGACGAGCUUCGCCUUAUGGAGGAUCUUUUGGUCGACUUGCGAGACGAUUUGGAGAAGGCCGCUGAGACAUUUACUCUCGUGGAGCAGGCUACCAAGGAGCAGAUGAAAGACAACGGCACAAGCGCAAGCGCAGGAACCGCUCGUCAAUUCUCAAAGGGCCUUGUCAGCCUCGGUAACAGCACCGAUCAGAGCGCGGCAAAGGAGGGUGUCCUCGGUGAAGUGAGGGCUCUACAACCGAACCACGAAGAUCGCCUGGAAGCUAUCGAGCGAGCCGAGAAGUUGCGCCAGAAGGAACUGGCUACACGCAGCGUCAACCCCCUGCACCGCGAAAUUAGUAACUUUGUAGCCGAAGGCAAGCUCAAGAAAUCGGGCGGAUUUGAAGAGGUUGAGCGGGCGCGCAAAGCUAAGGACGAUCGAAUUCGACGAGAGGUCUGGCAGCGUCAAAAUGGCAUCACCCCUGAGAACCCCAUCGGCGAGGAUGGUGAAGCUGGUGGUGAGGGUGACGCUGAGGCCAUGGACGAUGAGGAAGCGGCAUUCCUUAGGGAACUUAUUGCUGAAGAAGAAGCGGCGGCGGCAGCAGCGGCGGCAGCGGAAGACGCUCCCCCUCCACCACCUCCAAAGGAUGGUGAUGAUAAGCCAGAUGAGCCAAACGGUGCUUAG